CGGACCCCGGCACCAAUGUGUCUUCAACAAAACCCUAGCAUCACCGGUACUAGAUCUGUGCGAGUCGGAAGCAUGAAAUUUCGGAGUAUGGUCCCGAUGUUCCCUCACUAUUCACGACUCGGCCGUCGACUUUAUCACCGUCAGUUCAACCGUUCGUUUAUCAAGAAGCUUACAUCGACUUCUCGAACGGGGGCUUCGUUCACCGGCGGUGGUGGCGGCGAUUCCCAAGGUAAUACUUUCUUGAUAUCUGGUGCUACUGCGGCUACUCUGCUUAUGCUUGGUGCUCUUCAUGCUCGUAGGAUUUAUGAAGACAAGAAGGUUGAAGAGGCUCGUGAAAAAGGAAUUGAAAUUGAGUUUCAACCUGAUGUAAAAGCCUCAUUUAUGAGAUUGUUACCUUUACGCUCCAUUUCUAGAAUUUGGGGUUCCUUGACUAGUGUGGACCUUCCUGUUUGGCUGCGACCAUAUGUUUAUAGGGCAUGGGCUCGGGCGUUCCAUUCAAACUUAGAAGAAGUUGCUCGGCCUUUAGAUGAAUAUGUGUCUUUACGAGAGUUCUUUGCUCAUGACCUGAAGGAAGGUUCCAGGCCUGUUGACCCUGAUCCACGUUGUCUGGCCAGUCCCGUCGAUGGUACUAUUGUAAGAUUUGGGGAGUUGAAUGGAACUGGGGCCAUGAUUGAGCAAGUCAAAGGCUUCUCAUAUUCUGUUUAUUCUCUUCUUGGUUCUAGCUCUUUGCUUCCCAUGGUAACUGAAGGGAAUAUGCAUGAAGAAAAUAGUGACCAGGAUAGUACCUUUAGGGAGAACAAAAAGAAGUCCUGGUGGAGAAUAUCAUUGGCUUUGCCCAAAGUCCGAGACAGUGCAUCAGCAUGUCCAAUGAAAGGGCUCUAUUACUGUGUAAUAUACUUAAGACCUGGAGACUAUCAUCGUAUACACUCACCAGUUGAUUGGAACAUUCUUGUUCGCCGCCAUUUUGCAGGGCGUCUAUUUCCCGUGAAUGAACGUGCUACCAGAACAAUCAGAAAUCUCUAUAUCGAGAAUGAAAGAGUCGUGCUUGAAGGUCUAUGGCAAGAAGGUUUUAUGGCAGUUGCCGCUAUUGGUGCUACAAAUAUUGGGUCUAUUGAGCUUUUCAUUGAACCUCAACUUCGAACAAACCGGCCAAGGAAGAAGCUUCUGCACUCUGAACCUCCAGAAGAGCGAGUGUAUGAUCCUGAAGGAGUUGGUGUAUCCCUUAAGAAAGGGGAUGAGGUAGCUGCUUUCAACAUGGGAUCAACGGUGGUGCUUGUCUUUCAAGCUCCAACAUUAAAAUCAAUGACGAGCACAGAUCCAUCUGAGUUCCAGUUUUGCAUCAAACAGGGGGAUAGAGUUCGCGUUGGAGAAGCAUUGGGUAGGUGGAAUGAUCCUUAGUUAUAUUUGUCAUUCAAGAUUCUUAAGACUAAAGACCCUGAUGUGUAUAUAUUUAGUUAUUAACUAUUUUGAUUUAUUUGAUUGUUCCCAGUGGAGACAAAAUGUGCUAUUCUAUGACUUUUGAUCAUUCCCUUUCUCUUGUUUUUCUAACCCACACGAGUUUUAAAACUUAAUGAAUGCACUUUUUUCCAA
Molecule: messenger RNA, 1590 nt
Organism: Tripterygium wilfordii
Lineage: Eukaryota; Viridiplantae; Streptophyta; Magnoliopsida; Celastrales; Celastraceae
Product: phosphatidylserine decarboxylase proenzyme 1, mitochondrial
Exons: 12
Coding region: 16-1398 (460 amino acids)
Biological process (GO): phosphatidylethanolamine biosynthetic process
Cellular component (GO): mitochondrion
Molecular function (GO): phosphatidylserine decarboxylase activity
Source: RefSeq, a predicted model, not a curated record